AUGGCCGGCUCCAACAACGAAGUUAUUGUUCAGGCUGUUUCACAGCAGGUCGAGGAGAAGAAGGUCGAUGCUGUUGAGAAGUCUUCAGAGGAAACAACGAACUCGCUAGAGGAAAAAUCUUCGACUGACGUCAAGCCCUCCGCAAACGCGGACAGCGAGCCAGCGACCGACGACAAGGAGAAGAAGGAUGACGAGACGACACCUGACAGUGACGUUGUUGAGGUUGAGGCUGAAAAGGUCCCUGAAGUGGCUGCUUCUGCGGAUGCGAUCCCUUCCACUACUGAAACGACUGCCGCCAUUUCGACCAAAAGGAAGGCUGAGGCGUCGGAGGACGAGACAGGCGCCAAGAAGGUCUGCCUAGAAGCUGAGGCUUAG
Messenger RNA from Closterium sp. Naga37s-1, 375 nucleotides. NCBI's taxonomy places the organism in Eukaryota, Viridiplantae, Streptophyta, Zygnematophyceae, Desmidiales, Closteriaceae. The record is from the annotation of a GenBank genome assembly.